Molecule: messenger RNA, 16499 nt
Organism: Pelobates cultripes (western spadefoot toad)
Lineage: Eukaryota; Metazoa; Chordata; Amphibia; Anura; Pelobatidae
Source: the annotation of a GenBank genome assembly
CUCAAGGGUUAACCCGUAGACUCCGGAGGAGGAGGAGAGAGUCAGGGAGAAGCAGUCGAUGUCAGAGCUGUCGAUCUUUUCCGAGCGUGGCCGGCUAGCAGACAGCGACUCGCAGCACUGGAGCUCGGGCUGCGGCUCCUCUCCUCCCUCUCUCCCCCAGCCGCCGGCAGACCGACACAGCGGUCCAUGGCCCGGUAACCAUGACGGACUACGCCGAGGAGCAGCGCAAUGAGCUGGAGGCUCUGGAGUCCAUUUACGCCGACUCGUUCACUGGUGAGUCCGCUCCACGAGUUAUUGUUCCUCCAUGGGGUAUGUGAGGUGACCGCGCGGUGCACUCUGGGAGAUGUAGUUCUACACUGUAUAUGAACCCCUGCCUUUCCAGGCGGUCAGUGUAUGUCCCAGGCCCCAGCUGGCAGCCCGGGGGUUCACUUUGGCAGAGUGCCCCCUAUCGCUGCUGGUCACAGUCACUCACUCCAUAGUGGUACCAUGGCGAUGUGAGAGCUCAGUGUUUAUAGCCCUAAUGCAGGAUUAAUACUACUUACAAUAACUUUCUAUAACUAUUCCUUGAUUAUUACAUUUAAGACGCCUGUUUAUCCAGGUCAGAUAUUUUGGCCUAAAAUGAUCAAUUUCCUGGUGGUUUCUCCCUCUGUCUUUAGUCAGGCCAAGUUAUCAGAAAUUCUGAGUGUGGGCAUCCUGAUAUAUGAAAGCAGACGCGAGAAUUCGGUUGGAACCGAUUUUGUUCCAGAGAAAGAAUCUAAUUUUAUAAAUGACAUCUAUGAGUGAGAGCUUCCCUUGAGCUUUAUUGGUAAUUUCAUGUGAGAGACCAUCUACCUGCUGCAGUUAUAUUGCUAUUUUCCUUAUAGAACUCUGAUGUUGUACCUUCAGAUAUCAGUGUCUCUUACGUUUUUAAAACUAGAAUUUUUUUAUUUUUAUUUUAACUGUUCUAAGUGUAUUGUAAAACAGUGUACUUGUUUGUAAUCGUAUAAGUUUUUCUGAUUGCACUUUCAAGCAGCCUUCAAAGCAGCAUGGUCACUUUUUAUUUCUUUUAAAAAUAACAUUUGUACAGCAAAAGGAUCGACAUUUCAAAUAAUAGACAUGUGUUGCAUAGUAUAAAAUAGUAGGAUUAUGCAAUCUAAGUCUAACUAGAUUUAUUUUUUUUUUUUCUUCUAAUUGAAAUAACAUGCUUAAAGGAUCACUGUAGUGUCAGGAAAACAAAACAGUUUUCCUGACACUAUAGUGUCCUGAGGGUGGUUCCCUUCUGUUAAAACCCCUUCUGCAGUUUACCGUAAUCCAGCGCCGGGCUCCCUUGGCACUGGUGACCUCUCCUCCCCCGCUGACGUCAGCGGAGCCGAAUGCACAGCAAGUGCCGCUCGCGCAUUCAAAGUGUCCAUAGUAAAGCAUUUCUCAAUGCUUUCAUAUGGACGCUCUGCGUGAUGGAGGCAAAAUGUGCCUCCAGCGUUGCAGAUGCGCCUCUAGUGGCUGUCCCGAAGACAGCCACUAGAGGCUGGAUUAACCCCAAAUGUUAACAUAGCAGUUUCUCUGAAACUGCUAUGUUUGCAUCUGAAGGGUUAAAACCUGAGGGAACUGGCACCCAGACCACUUCAUUGAGCUGAAGUGGUCUGGGUGACUAUAGUGUCCCUUUAAAUUAUAUGAAAGACUCCACAAGACACAUAAGAGAGGUAGUCUAAGGGCUUGUCUGAGCUAUGCAGUUUAGCAUAACCUAGCUGGUCAGAUAAACCAUAUUCUAAAGUUUGCUUUGCAAAUUAAAAUAAUAAAAUGGUAAUUUACUAAUGUGAUCUGAAGUGAAUUUCAAAGUUAAGGUGAAAAUAGCCAAAUUGGAAACACUGUCUAAGUCCUCUGUAAUUUAAGUUCAGCUACUCUGGCCUUAAAUUUAAAAAUUUAAUUUGAAUCGCCUUUCAGUUCUCUCUUUAGUGAAUAACCCAGUUAGUCAACUCCAACAAGUAGUAAGCAGGUAACGCAGAUACAAAUUACUGUUGAAGGUAUCACCAAUUACAUCCAAAAUUAAUGUGGAAAAGAAGCAAUAACCAACUAGGCUGCAUUGCUACUCUCCAAUAUUCAGCCUAUUCCACAUCACCUAUUUCACUCUGAGUACUUGAAUCAUGAAAUACAUGACUAUUUACAUUUUGGCCUAUUUACAUUUCUCUUUCAGAUGCAAAGGUUGUAGUUUUUUUUGGGGGGGGGGGUUAUUUGUUUGUUUUUAUGACUUGAUUUUUUUUUUGGGGGGGAGGGGGUGGAAUAUUUCCAAAAGGUCUAAAGUGCAGUGAGCAGUUAAUUAAAAAGAACAGGUAUUAUUAACUGCAAAAUGGGAUGAGGGUAGAAUAUUUUGUGCACUCAUAUCAGGGUUUGCAGCACAAUUGUAAAUUGUUCUUAUGUCAUAUCAUUCUUGGUUUAAUGGUACUAACACACUAGUAGAUAUUGGUAAAUAAUUUACUCUAAGCCAGAGCUGGUGAAAAUUUAUAAUGUUGUAAGCAUGACAUAUAGAUUUUUUAUGUUCUCUCUUUAAAUUGUUGUGAGGUCUGCUUUAAAGGGACUCAGUGUAUAACAUAACCUUUGGGUUUGUGCACUUUAUUUGGAUUGACCUAAAUAAUUGCCUGUAUAUAUUUAACUCGUGUGUGUGUAUAUAGCUUUUGGGGAAAAAACAUAUUGCAGUAAUCUGCAUCUUACUCCUACGUCUCUUACCUUCCCCUUCUAAAAUACUUCUUCAUGCUGGUUACUGUAGCUGUUACAGUCUAUUCUAACGCUGUUCCAUGUUUCUAAUAUACCAGUUGCUCAUAUUAUAUAGCACAUCAAAGGAAACUGCAAGUAAAAGCAGAUAACAGAAUUACAACAUAAAGGAGCUGUGCAGGGAUUUAGAGGAUAAAUACAGCAUUAGGAGAAGUUCAAUAGCAAAGCCUUACAGCAGCAUUAUUUGCAGCAGUACCUGUUCAAGAGGUGGUAUUGUCAAAUUUGGGCCUGUCAUUGGUUUCCUCUUCGGAAUGCCUCCUAAAUAACUCAAUAAUUACAGCUUGUCUGCAGCACAUAAUUUCUUAGGAUUGCUUUUAUUUAAGUAACUUUUUUCUUUUUCUACUUUUCUCUUCAGUAUUAACCACUUCCCCAGCAAGUUUCUCUAUCACGGUAAAAUCUGAAGCCGGAGACGAUGAGGAAAGUAAGUUUAUCUUCAAAAAAUAGUAAUACUAACUACCGCUUAGCUUUUUAUAUGGAAAAUAUCGUCUUCUUAAUUUUAAUUUUUCUCUACUCUUUCUCUGAAAAAAGUACGGUAAGUAAAUAUUAAUUGUGUACACUUGAACAUAAUAGUACAUAGUACAUUUCUCACAGCUCUGUAACUUAGAGAGUAAGAAAUUUACUUGGGUUCAUUUUAAACGAGCUCGAAUGAAAACAAGCUCCUAUCAUGACCAUUUCACCUUAAACGAAUAACAGCUGCUUAAGCAAUGCAAGUUAUAUUAUUUAUCAUGAAGGUAAAUUUCAAGUUUAAUUGUUUUCGGAUCAGUUCAUAGAUUACCUUGUCUCCGGUAUGCCAGCUGCACCAUGUUUGGAGAUCCGUGUAUGUCACAUUACUGUGACACCUUGCUUCGGUCCCUUUGUAUAGCUUCCCAACAUGAUGUCUUCAUUGCCCUUCUGAUGGCAUCAGAACAGAGUGACAUCAGUCACUCAUUUGCUUUGUUUUCCCUGCAAGCAGAUGAUGUGCUUUCUGCAGAAAUAUUAGUAUGAGCGAGCAGGAGAACUGCUUCUAGGAUGGUUCUUAUGCCCUUGUGGUCAAUAUGUUGUUGGUAUAUACUUCUAUGAAGAUAAUGAAUUAAAAGGUGUGGAAGGGUACCAUUUUAUACACAGGUUCUUUUUAAUGCUUAGAUGGAAUUUUCAUCUCUUUAAUUUACACUUGACUUGUAUGUAACCUGAAAAUGACCAGAUUUUACUAAUUACAUGAUGUAAAGUAUUAUGUUUUAUCUCAUUCUUUAUUCCUCAGCAGGAAAGCAGGGAUGCUGUAAAUAUUCAAAGGAAAAAUGUUAAAACAUGUGCCCUAGUGGGUUAACCACAAUAUAACAUGUUAUCCAAUAGGAGUGCUCAUUGUAUUAUAAUGUCCCAUGUGACCUUCAGCCACUCCUCUUUCUUAAUGAUGCCGACUAACAUCUCCACAAGACCGCAAUGUACAACAAACUAGAUGCGAAGGACAGCGACUCCCGGAUAAUCCGACAAUGGAACUUUGCGGAAAACUUGCAAUCCUCUGAUUGAACGUGUUAUGAACCGAUGUGGACUAGUGGGAAAACAAUUAGGAGGUUGUAAAGACAGAGAAUUAAGUGGUAAAAUAUGCUCCUGUAUAUUAAAUCUUUUCCACAAAGUAUCAAUUAUCAUAACAGUAUAUCCGAUUUGUCAACAAUUACUUCAACAGAAAUUAGUCAGUUAGGUGAACAACAACAAUACCAUGAAGACUGCAUACUGCUUGUUAAAAUAAUACAUAUUCCCCGGGGAGGGUGUAACAUACCUGUAUCGGGUGGGAUAAUACGCUCCUCCGUGUCCUUAAUAAAAUCAUGACUUUGUCAUGAAAUCAGUAAAAUCUGGUAAUUUUAUUAAAGGACACGGAGGCUCAUAUUAUGUUCAUUCAAAGCUGUGCAAUCUUAGUGGAAAAUUGAGGAACUGGUCGAAAAUAGAAUUACCAAAAAGUAGAUCCCUGGGACCAAUCAACAGCACGGAGGAAGUCUUCUAGCCUGCAGCCUAAGGAGAAGGCUUUAGAUGCCACAGCACCUCGAACAGAGUGUGCUCCAUAUGUGGAAGUGUCAAUGUCAGCCAACAUCAUGAUCCAUUUGACCCAACGAGAUAAGGUGAUUGUAGAAACAGGUUGAUGUGGGCGUCGAAGGCUAGAAAUAAAUCAGCAUAUUGAGGAUCACGUACUGAAGAGGUCUUCUCAUAUUCCUUGAGACAGGCCACUGGGCAGAGAUUAACACUAUGUGAAAGAGCUGGGUAAAAGACUGAGGUAAUGGAUGUUUUCGUACACCUUGAAAUGUCAAAGGAGACGCCAUCUGGAGUAAAGGAGCAUGCUGUAAUGUCCAGUGCACGAGCGUCUGAGACACGUUUGCAGGAGAUGAGACAAAACAACAUAACUAAUUUUGCUGUGAGUUGCUUGAACAAAAGACUUUCAUUUUGAGGCCAAUUUUCAAAUUGUCGCAGGAUGAGUUCCACCUACCAUAAGGAGGAAUAUUUAGAACGUGGAGGACGUUUAAAUCUGAUGCCACGAAGGAGUCGACAUACCAAAGAUGUUUACCUGCUGGAAGUCUGUUCCAAUCCUGGUGGCCUGCCGAGAUGGUUGAGAUAUAUAUAUAUAUAUAUAUAUAUAUAUAUAUAUAUAUCUCUCUAUCAUACAGUAUGCUCAGUAGGAAACUCAAAAAAAUGAAUCACAGGUGCAGAUAUGGGAUCCACAUGUUGUUGCAUACACCAACCAUUCCAUGAGUUCCAUGCAUGGACAUAGAAUUUCCUUGUUCCUGGGGCCCAAGCUCCCGCCAUGAGAUCCAAAGUUGUUCUUGGAACGUUAGGGACGAAACAGAGUAUCCGGAAAGGAGCCAUGCUAAUAGCCUGAGAUGUCCCUGGAGGAGAAGUGGAUAUGGGUUCCUGUUUGGAUCCAGCAAUAGGUCAAAGAAGACCAGGAGCAAUCUCGGGUAGUCUAUGGACAUUUCCAUGAGUGUAGGGAACCAUGGCUGAGUUGUCCAGGACAAGCUAUGAGGAUCAAGGAGAUCCAAUAACGCCGGAGAUGUUGAAGUGUCCGAGCAAUGAGAGAGAAGGGUGGAAAGCGUAAUGGCAAGUAUUCGGCCAUGGUUGCAGGAAGGCAUCUGCUGCAAAAGCCUCUGGAUCUGGUCUCCAGCUGAAAAAUCUCAGUAGUUGGGAGUUGAAACGUGAUGCGACUAGGUUGAUCUACAGAGGGCCCCAAAGAGACUGCAAACUGAGAAACUGAAUGGUUCAGCCGCCAAUCGCUGGCAUCCUGUAAUUGUCUGGAGUUCCAAUCCGCAACUAUGUUGGACAUCCCCAGAAUGUACUCCACUUGCACAGACAUAUUGCGAUCCACACAUAAUUGCCAAAAUUCCAUUGCUGCUUUGCCAAAAUUGUUGACUUUGUGCUCACCAAGGUGGUUGGUUGAUGUACCAGACGCUGAUAUGUUGUCCAUCCGUAAAAGUAUGGAGCAAUUGGUUGAUACACCCAAGAGGCUCCAUAGGGCAAAUCAGCCUGCCAGCAGUUCGAGGCAAUUGAUAUGCAUUCCUUGUUCUUCCACGGACCAUAUUCCCCCAGGGAUAUACGUGGUUAUUCACUAAACUCUGAAUGGUAGCAAAUUGAAAAUUCAAAUGGCAUAAUUUUAGACUAAAUAGUCAGGUUCUUUUUCUUUUUUCUUUUUUUUUUCUUUCAGAUCCGGUAUGUCUGCCAUUUUAAUUUGCUUCAUUUUGAAUUUAAUGAAUAACCCUGCAAGUAACUUUUAUUUUAUUUGGUGUGAGUGGUCCCACGUUGCUUUCAUCAUUAACAAAACCUUUUGUUCUGAAGUAUACCUUGUAUUAAUGUUCUUUAGCUAAUCUUUGAAUUUCCAAAAGAGCAUGUUUUGCUUUAUAUUGGAGAAAGGCAAAUGAGGUAUACAUCUACCAAUCUGUCUUCAAAAUCACUGUAAGAUCACAGCUCUGUGUAGUUUAGUAUUAGUUGCGACUUAUUUCAAUGAAAACUUCAUUAUGUAGUUUAACCAAGAACAAAUUUGCUGUAAAUCAGGUGGAAUCAAGUUUAGCUGACUCAGGAAAGAUUCUGUGGAUCUGUAAUUGAAUUUGGUAGCUUUUUAGAUGCUGGGGCACCUAACAAGUUCUUCUGUCAGCUAAUGCUUGAUCUGAAUUAAGAUUGGCACGGUUAUUUCUGUAUAUAGAUAACUUCACUAGAUACCCUUGAACAGCUGUGAGGUCUAUCGACUAAACAAUUAUCAACAUGAUAAAAUAAAUCAAAAGGGCAAACUUGGGGGAAAAAAAUCCCAGUUAUGUAACUGAGUGAAUAGACUUCUACAUCUGUAUAGAAUGAUUAGUGAGAUUGGACUGUGUUGAAAGAAAAGUUAGAAAAUUAUGUGCAAAUAAAGAAAAUAUAUUGCAUUUAUGUAAAUACUCCAAGGACAGAUUAUGGUUAAUUCAUGUUUGUGUAAAUCAAAAUACACUCUUCUGGAGAAUUUUGUCAAAUAAAAAAACGAGAUUUUGAUUACUUGUACUUGUAGACAGUUGCAAUAAUAAGUCUGCUUAUUUUGCAGAUGUUCAAGUAAGUCUAAAGUUUGUCUACGUGGAAUCCUAUCCAGACGAGGCUCCCCUCUACGAAAUUGUUUCCCAAGAGAACCUUGAAGAUUCUGAUGCAUCAAGCAUACUGACACUAUUGGAGGAGCAGGUUUGUUUCAUGUCAUUUUGCUAAAUUCUUUUUUUCUUCCAGGCAGAAACUACAACACAAUUUUCCAUUUUAUACCAGAUAUAAUGAAAACAAGACCCAGCAUUUUGGUCAACCACUUUUAUUUAAAAUAACUGGUGGCAUGUCGUGUAAGUGCUAGUAGUAGGUGGAUUCCUUGCAUCUACUGAACCCUUUCACCAUCAGUGUCAAGAGUAUUUUACAUAUGUUCAAUGUAUGUAGCAUUUGCAGAAUAUACUGGGUCAUUAACAAUGUGCAUCACCUUUACUACUAAAGGACCAGUGACCUCUACGAUAUCAAAACAAUCUGUUCUUUUACUUAAAACAGCACUGUCAUCACCUCCCUUUUUCCCAAAUGAGCAUUUCAUAGAGUUUAUAAAAUACUCACUGAAAUUCCAACCCAGUCAAACGAUAUACUGAGAUUAAGUAUGAACUGACAAAGCUUGACACUAGGUGAGGCUACCGCAGUCAAGCCAUCACUUGUCACAGCUAUAUUGAAAUCAAGCUCUUUCUAUGGUUGCAUGUGCUAGAGUACAGCGCUGGUGUAGACUUCUGGCAGCUGAAGUGCCAGAAGCUGAAGAGGAGCAGUAGGAAGAGAAUGGUGGUGCCCGCGAGGGACAGGUUCAGGUUAAUCUCACAUUUGCCUCCCACCCUCAAGCGGCGAUGGGGGUCUUUGCAAAUUUUGUGACAGAUCUACUAUAGAGGUACUCUAUAGGCAAUGUUUUUAUUGCAGGGUUAACCUGCCUCCAGUGGCUGUCAUACUGAGCAAAUCCUCUUUGGCAUCCAAAUCCUUCUGAUUUCUUGUUAGACUGGAACAUAGAAUUGUUUUAUCUAGAUGCAAGUAUCAAAGAUCUCUCCACCAUUAAAAAUCACAUUCUGCUUUUAACCUGCACUUUAACUAUUUAUAAAGUGCAUUACAUAACUUGCCUAAAUACAGUAAUAGGUCCCCAGUAAAUGACAAGCUAAAAGAAGAAUAUAGAAUUAAUUUUUUGAUCCAGUAGAAAGGGAGGGAAAUCAUGAUUGCUGCUUGAACUAUGGAAAAAUAACUUUACGGUAAGACAUAACAAAUGGGAUGUAGCAAGAUAAAACACAGAGUGGGAAUAAAUUAACCUAGAGAACCCACCAUACAGGAGCCUGUGCCUGUUUUGCCAAGGGCAGGCAGAGAACUCUGCUACCUGACCUGUCUGUGUUGAGGAAAGGCAGACGCUGGGUAGCUCAGGUUUGAGUAGCCCUUUAUAAAGCUAGGAGAAAAGGAGACUGAGGGUCUGCAUUUUGUUUUUUAACCUUUAAAUGCUACCUGUACUGUGAGAAAUGGGAAACUAACCCUUAUGACUGCUACUUGGGCUUUUUUAAAAUAUAAAUAUGUUAAAGGGACACUAUAGUCACCAGAACAACUUCAGCUUAAUGUAUCUGUUCUAGUGAGUAUAAUCAUUAUAUGCAGGCAUUUUCAUGCAAACACCGCCUUUGCGUGUCUCAUGGCCCACUAACAUACCAGAAUUUACGACUUUCCCAUUUCCACUAAAAAGGCCUGGGCUGUUGGUGUGUUGUGAGGGCUGGUUUUGGAACUGCUUUUAUAGUGUAGAAUGAAAAUUGAAUGUGAAGGAGUAUAUAUAGCACUUGCUCUGUUCUGAUUGGAAGACAAUGAAGUUCCGUUUUUAACAGGUUAAUGUUUUGUGUUGCAUCAAUGUUGGUUAAAGCUACCACUGCAUGUAUUUUGUUCUCAAUUUGCAGGCGCAGGAAAACCUUGGAAUGGUAAUGAUCUUCACUUUAGUAUCUGCCGUUCAAGAAAAGCUAAAUGAAAUAGUAGACCAAAUAAAAACGAGAAUAGAAGAAGAGAAAGUACAAAAGGAAAAAGAGGCAGAAGAAGCAGAAAAGGUAUUGAUGCGGUAUCGCUUUAUUAUGGUCAUACACUACCUAUAGUCAAGUCUAAUAUUUUCCAGAAAUUCCAAUAUAAUUUUCACAUAUUAAUAGAAUUUGCUGUUAUUACUCAAUAAAAUUACUCCGUUCUUUUUCCAAAAUCACUGUAAGCCAAGAUGCAUUUUUCAUCAAAACUUGUAUUACUCAUUUUAAUACAGGACUUAAAAUCCAAGCACUUUUCUUGUGAUGGUAAGCAUCUAUUUUCUUAAAUUAGAAGAUAAGGCAAUGUGUAAUUUUAUAGGUAAGCAUCCAGUAACCCUUCCUCUUUGUUUCUUUAAACCAUUUUCAAUAACAUUUCUACAUAAGAAAGUGUUCUCUUGGUCAAAGAUUACAUGCUAGAUGAUAGCCAUUACAUGCCAAUGUAGCAUUUAUGGUGCUAUUAGGCAGUGGGUGUUGUCCCUGGGUCAAAGCAGUUUAAACAAGGCUCCACAAGGAACCUGCAACCCACUUACUUUUUGCCUAUUGUUAAUGUGGAAGUUUUAAUUUCCACGCUAAUAGUAUUAAUUUAGAUUAUAUUGGAGUGUGGUUACUAUGGUAACACGUCAGCACUUUAUUCAUUCAUUGAAUGCCAAGAACUGACUAUAUGCUCUAUUUAUUUACUUUUUGAAAGAUCUUUUGAUGCUACAAGGCCCUGGAGAAGUAGGGUGCUCCCUCCACAGCCCCCUUAUAUGUACCACAAUCUGUGGAAGGGGUUUAGAAAAUGUGCAGUUGUAGAGCAGGUUUGCUUGGAUCUUGGUCAAGGAGGAAAUUUUGCAUGCAUUUAGAAAUGUGUUUUAAAUACAGUGUUUUAUAUUUCUUUCGUCUUAGUGUAGUGUGAUAGUGUUCUGCUACAAAGGUUUCUCUAGUGAAAAAUCUAGUAACAUGCAGUUGUUAUUGUGCUAUUGUCUGUGUGCGUGUAGCAUAAAAUAAGACUCAUAACUUCUAUCCAUUUCUGAGUUUGCUUGUUUUUUGUGUUUUCUUUCUUAGGCUGCAGUUAAUCCAACCCCAUUUAAGAAUUGCAUUAACUCAAGCAUGUGUUCACAAUUCUGAGAAUGGAACCUGCAAUGUUAUCCUAUAUAAUAGAUUGAGAGGCAUUAUAACUUUACUCACAUAUUUACUAAAAAAUUAAUAAGCGUACUUUGCCAAUUUAGGUUUUGGUGCUGAUUCUGUUGUUGAAAGUUCAGAAAUUCAGAAAGGGAAUUGUAGUAGAUGGGGUGGUAAUGGGUGUAUAAUGCAUAUAUAUUUUAAUAACUGUUCUUUUCAGACACGUUUUCAUGGGACUCCUGUAACAAUUGAAAACUUUCUCAGCUGGAAAGCCAAAUUUGAAGCAGAUUUAGCAGAAAUUAGGAGGAAAAGACAGAAGGAGGAAGAGCAAUCAGGGAAAAAUAAAUUAACUGGUAAGAGUCAAUUUUUGUUGUAUUGCAGAGCUCGUUUGAAAUUGCUGUAAUAUUUGCAAUAUAUUUGCUUGAAUUGUGAAUAUUGAUGAAUACUCUGAGGUUGACACCAUAUUGUUACCUAAAAGCCAUGGCUGAAUUUUACAGUGAUCGUAAGACCUGAACAACAAUUUAGAUAACUAUCAACUAUGGCUUUAAAUUUGUCCAGUUAAGAGUCUAGCCAAUAGAUUAUCCUGAAAACAGGUAAAAUACUUACCAAUAGGGGUCGUUACUGCCAUGACCUAUGCGUAUGGGCCCAAUUCUGGUAUGCAGGUGCAUAUGUACCAUGCAUGGUAACGGAUGAUAACUAACCUACAACUUUGUAAAAGAACAUAAAUUUCUUUUCAAAUAGUUUUUAUUUUAACAUUUUUGCAAAUUUGUACAAGUUGUAAUAACAGUAUAAUAAGGGUAGGGGGAAGGAAGGGAAAAACUUGGAAGUGGGAAAGAACGUAUAUUUCUGAUGCAUUAGUCUGUAUAGCAGCUAGUGAUAGUCUGAGAACAUAAGCUGACAUCCACUAGAAUCCCAUACUACCAGAAUUAUUAUUAUUGCUAUUUAUAUAGCGCCAGCAUAUUCCAUAGCGCUUUACAAUGUUAUCAAAGGGGGGAGAUUUAACAAUAAAUGAGACCAUUACAAAAACUUACAGGAACAAUAGGUUAACAGGACCAUGUUCAAACGAGCUUACAGUCUAGAUUUCACCCAAUAUUAGUUCCCUGCAUAAUUGUUUGAGCAGUGAGUCUUUAACUUCCCUACCAUUAGCAACUUUUAUUUUUCUUAUAAUGUAUGUUACUACUCCAUGUGAUAAUUUGAUAGUUUGUAAAUAUAUAUGUAUAUAUUUUUGUUUGCACAGGGAAGCAGCUAUUUGAAACAGAUCAUAAUCUCGACACAUCUGACAUUGAUUUCCUAGAAGAAGGUAAUAUAACCGUUCAACUUGUGAUUUUUGGGCUAAGAUGUUUCAUUUAAUUGAAGUUAAACUCUGUUCGUUAUGAAGUGUCACAUCCUUAAUUCUGGUUUUCUCCUAACAGGUAUUUUUUUCUGUUAUUUCAAGUUUUUCUAUAAGGAUACUAAAUACACAAUGAGCUAGCUUGGAAUUUUGUUAAAAUCCCAAUACUAUCAAGUGAUUUGAUAUAAAACUAAGUAGGGAGAGUAACUUUUCUUCUUCUGUACAAGAUGUCUCUUCAAAAAAUUUGACAAAAGGAACAACUUACACGGGCAAUCCGGACGCCAGCAUAACCAGUCACUGUCCUUUUAUGUACCCCCUUACUUAUUAGCAGUGUAAAGUGAAAUUUUAAAUAGUAUACAGAGGUGGUUGUGCCUGUGUGUGUGUCAGUAUAUCUGUGCAUUUGUGCCUUUGUGUGUGUUUCUCUUGGUGUGUGGUAAUGUUCAUUUGUAUUUGUGCGAAGCAAUGUGUGUAUUAAUGUGAACAUGCACUUUCAUGCAAACACAACUAUUAACAAAAAAUACAAAAAAAAGGUUUAGAGAAUAUCUUUUAAAUUUCCCUGGGUUGAACUAAGAUGAGUUCUAUCUCUAAAUACUCCUUCCUCCCUCCCGCUACAAUGUUACUAAUUACUUACCCCAGUAGGUAUAUGAACUUUCUUAACAUUUUAGGAUAAUUAUUAGGGUAGGCCUUGUUUUUCUUAUAAAUAGUUGUAUUCUUAGAGUAUAUAAAAAAUAUAUUUAUUUUUACUUUCACAGAACUAUUCUGUAUUAGCCAAGGCCUGUGACAUAUACCUUACAGUACAGAAACAUGUAUUCCUGACCCUAUAGUGUUAAAACCACCAUCUAGCCCCCCACCCUUGCAUCCCUGACUAUAGUAAAAUCUUACUUGUAUUCAAGUCUACAGUUGCUGUCUGUCACCUGCCUACAUGCUUGACAUCAUCAGAAGUGAUUCUAUGAGCCAAUCACAAUACUUUCCCAUAGGAUUGGCUUAGACUGUCACGGAGGCAGAUCAGAGGCAGAGCCAACACAAGUCAAACACAGCCCUGGCCAUUCAGCAUCUCCGCAUAGAGAUCUAUUGACUCAAGGCAUCUCUUUGAGGAAAGUUUAGUGUCUCCAUGCAGAGGGUGAAGUCACUCAGUGGCAGCACUGCCCCAGGAAGCACCUCUAGUAGCCAUCUGAGGAGUGGUCAGUAGAGUUCUCCCUAGGCUAUAAUGUAAACACUGCAUAUUAUCUGAAAAGACAGUGUUUACUGCAAAAAGCCUGAAGGGAAUGAUUCUACUCACCAGAACAAAUACAAAAAGCUGUAGUUGUUCUGGUGACUAUAGUGUCCCUUUAAUACUGUGAAUACUACUAGCCUUCCAGUUAGUGAGAAACUCUGAUCAUUAAAUUACCUUAGAUUUAGCUGCAGUGCUUACGCCCUAGGUGUUUUAUGCUACCUGUUGGUUAAAUAUAUCUGUAAUGUAUCUUACCUUAAAUAUAUCUUUAAUGUAACUUAAAUUAUCUAUAGUAAUAUAUCUUAGAAUGUAUCUCUAUUUCAAAUUUACCAUUUAUCUCGGAGCUUUUAUAGUUUAAUUAGCCUCUCUUUGUCUAUUAUACAUUUCAAGAUUCAGCUUACAUUUGUAGCAUAUUGCUACAAUAUACUGACUUGGUGAUGUAUGUUAGACUUUAAACUACAGUAUAUUAACUGCUAGAAUGUAUAUUGUUUUACUUUAACUUACAUAAAAGAUUUCCUCCAGUGUAUAAUCUUAAAAAUAUAUAGCUGUAUUACAUUCAACAAUCUGUAAUUGUUAUUGCAUCUAAUAACUCUACAAUUAAAAUCAGUUUUUAAUUGUAAUUUUAAGUUUUUGCACAUUAACAUAACACUUAUUUUGUUUUUGCUUUGGUGUUGAUUCACUUAUACUUUGUUUACGCGGGUUAUUGGGAUCUAAGUAUUAAGGUGUUUUUGUGUAUUUCUAAAUAAAGCCUUUAUCGUUUUAACUGUAUCUAUAAGUACUUUUGUUUAUUUAUAUAUAUAUAUAUAUAUAUAUAUAUAUAUAUAUAUAUAUAUAUAUAUAAUGUGUGUGUGUGUGUGUGUAUAUAUAUAUAUAUAUAUAUAUAUAUGUAUGUAUGUAUGUAUCUCACUUUAACAGUGCUCACUACUGCAAGGGAUUCCAGGUAGGCAUAUGCAAAUGAGCUCAACAAAGAACCAUAUUUUUGCCUCCUAAUUAUUCUAUACAUGGAUUUCUUGGAGUAUGUGUCUGCUGUAUACAGCCACUUUAAAUUCUGUUGGUAUGUUCUUUACAAGUAACGCCAUGCCUCCAUUGUACGCCAGUAACCAACCUCAUGCUGAUGAGUUGUAUUAACAACAAAACAGCUGUCCAUGAGUGGUUCACUGGCUUUGCUCUUCUUCCUGAGUUGUUUCAAAGCUCUUGUAUACAGUAGACAGCGUUUGUGACUAAAUGGCUACUAAAUAAGACUGGACACAGUGCCCUGGGUUGUCUAAUUUUUCAAAUAGUAUGCCAUAGUGGGUUUAAUUUUAAUUUCUGGGCUGCAAUAAAGUCUCAAAGGCAACAUAACCAAUCUGUGAAAUUUCAAUUUGCAGUUUUUAAUUUGAAACUGUAACUUUCCAAAACACCAUAAAACCUGUAUAUGGGGGUACUGUUGUACUUGUGAGACAUUACUCUACACAAAUAUAGUUGUGUUUUUUUUGUGUGUGUGUUUUUUUUUUUUCUUUUUUCUAGAGCAGAAAUAUUUUAUAAUACGGAUAUCAUCCGUACAAGGGCAGUUUACUUGUGAAAAAUGUAAAAAAACAAAUCUGAACGCUAACUUUGGCCAGUGUUUGUGAUUAAGUGGCUACUAAAAAAGACUGGACAUACCCCAUUUUGAAUACCCUGGGUUCUCUACAUUUGCAAAUGGUAUGCUAGGAUUUUGAUAAUUUUCAUUCCUGGGCUGCCAUACGAUCUCAAAGGCAACAUAGGCCCAACAAACCAAUCUGGCAAAUUUCAAUGUAUAAAACCUGUAGAAGGUUAUAGUUAUAUUCGUGAGACAUCGCUGAACACAAAUAUGUGUGUUCUAUUGCAGUAAAAGCGAACAGUAUUAUGACAUUCAUGUUUAAGAAAAUAUCAAAAUUUCUUAAUUCUUUUUUAUUUUAAUUUUAUUCAUAUUAAAUUAUAUUUUAUGUAUAAAGAUUUGAUGUGAAAUGAAAGUCCUAUAUUUCCUGAACAAAAUGAUAUAUAAUAAGUGUGGGUGCACUUAAUAUGAAAGAGGUAAAUUAUGAAUGAACAGACAAAUAGCUAAAAUUCCAGGAUUUGUUUUGAUCAGAACUUGUAAAUUAGCUUUGUCCUUAAGGGGUUAAUGUGAAUAUGCACCUUCAUGCAAACACCAAUAUAGACAAAUACACCCUCGCAUGCAAAUACUAUCACUACACACAAUCACACCCCUGCAUUCAAACACCAAUACCAUGCACGAAUACACCCCUGCAUUCAAACACCAAUUCUAUGCACGAAUACACCCCUGCAUUCAAACACCAAUACUAUGCACAAAAACAUUCACACAUACAGUCCCCAUACUAAAAUAUGCUUACAUUAACACACAAGCACUUCACAUAAAUAUAACCCUGCAAGUUGGGAAAUUGUUACAUCCACACCUGGCAAAGCAUUGUGGGAGGUGUACGAGGAUCUGCCCUUUGGACACACCUGCUCUAUAGAAAUCUUAUGGUAUCUUUCUUCAUUAGUUCCACAACAGGAGAAGCCAGAUUGCUCUAUAGAUCAAACAGGGCAGUGCAGGGCUACACUCAUUGAACUGUAUUACAGUGAGCUAUAGUGUUUAUGGUGCUUGGAGUGUUCCUUUAACUAGAAAAAAAAAUCUUACAAUGGGCAAAUGCAGGCCUCAUGAUUUAUUUUUAGUUAUUUUCAAAUUAGCAAAUGCAUCUACUGUAGUUUUUGUGCUAAGAAAGACGGUUUUAUGCAUUUUUGGGUUUAAUAUGUAAAUUGUUGAUUGAAAUAGCAUGCUGAUGUCUUUCUUUUCAUAUUGCAGCUGGCAACAGUGUUGAAGUUGAUGAGUCCUUAUUCCAAGAUUUGGACGAUUUAGAACUGGAUGACGAAGAUGAUCCAGAUUAUAACCCAAUUGAUCUAGAAAGUGAUUGAUGUCCUGGAAACAGCAUACAUUUGGAGUCACAGUAUCUGUGACUACAUUAAGCAUGCAUGCUCUGUUAGAUUAUUCCUUUUUUUUUUUUUUUUUAAGUCAUUAGUUUUAAUUAUCAGGAGGAUACCCUUCUGAUGACAUUUAAAUAUUGUCGCCUAAUAAAUUGACUUAAAAAAAAUAGCUUUGUGUGCUGUUGAUUGCCAACUUAAUGCUCAUGUAUUAAAGAUAGAUCCUGGAGGGGGUGGGGCCUGACAACCAACUGAGGCAGAUGUGCAUGGAAACCUAAAACUAAUUAAAUGACAUGGGACUUAAGCCAAAGUUUCGACUACAAACCUGCCUAAUCAAUUUGCCUGGACAGUACCAGUAGUCUGACUGAGUCCCAGCAGACGGGUUUUCUGUGCAAAAAAACUACUUCUUGCUGAGGUCUACAGUAUAGUGCGAGGUGUGGUAGACGGCCGCUCCUUCACCCCACAAUUAAACAGCCUGUCUAAGGCCCAACACCCCCCUCCCUCUUGUGCCGGUGGGGGCACACAACAGUUGUAGAUGGCGGCGAUAAGAGGCAAGAACCCAGCGGGCCAAACACCUUAAGCCGCCACCACAACAUCCUGGACUCUCCACGAGAAGUGCAUGCUUUUACACAACUGUGGGAGAGCUUCUGGCCAAAAAUCCACUGCAGAGCAGAGAGGGAACGCUCCC